GUGGGUGUGAAUGUGCGUGGUGGGUGUGCUCGGCUGUUCCCUCCGUGCUCUCCAGCGUUUCUCACAGCCUUAGCAUGUCCUGGAAGGCCUUCUCGCAGCGCAGGUAGCGGGCAGGGGCUGCAGACCCAGGACUGGGGAGCUCCACGCAGACACUGGAAAGAGCCGCUUGGCGAGGAGCCUGCGGAAAGGCCUGCAGGAGGCACACGGAUGAACAGAACUAGGAAAGGAAGCGAGUGAGGAGGCCUGCCCGAGUCGCAAGGCCUCCGCUAGCGCCCGUGACAAGUGACAGGCAGGACCAGUUCGUUCUUCUGCGGGCUACAAGAAGGCGGAGGAUGCGAUGUCCCGGGCCACGUCUGUUGGAGACCAGCUGGAGGCAGCGGCCCGCACCAUUUACCUCAACCAACCGCAUCUCAACAAAUUCCGCGACAACCAGAUCAGUACCGCCAAGUACAGUGUGUUGACAUUUCUACCUCGAUUCUUGUAUGAGCAGAUUAGAAGAGCUGCUAAUGCCUUCUUCCUCUUCAUUGCCUUAUUACAGCAAAUUCCAGACGUGUCUCCAACAGGAAGAUACACCACCCUGGUGCCAUUGAUCAUUAUUUUAACAAUUGCAGGCAUCAAAGAGAUUGUAGAAGAUUUUAAACGACAUAAGGCAGACAAUGCAGUUAACAAAAAGAAAACCAUAGUGUUAAGAAAUGGUAUGUGGCAUACCAUUGUGUGGAAAGAGGUGGCAGUGGGAGACAUCGUGAAAGUCCUCAAUGGCCAGUACCUUCCAGCAGAUAUGGUCCUGUUCUCCUCCAGUGAACCUCAGGCAAUGUGUUACGUUGAAACAGCUAAUCUAGAUGGGGAGACAAACCUUAAGAUACGUCAGGGGUUGAGCCAUACUGCUGACAUGCAGACAAGGGAGGUGCUAAUGAAGUUAUCUGGAACUAUAGAAUGUGAAGGGCCCAAUCGCCACCUCUAUGACUUCACUGGGACCUUGAACUUGGAUGGGAAAAGCCCUGUUCCCCUUGGACCUGACCAGAUCUUAUUACGAGGCACACAGCUUAGAAAUACUCAGUGGGUCUUUGGCAUAGUUGUUUAUACUGGACACGACACCAAACUCAUGCAGAAUUCAACCAAAGCGCCUCUCAAGAGAUCAAAUGUUGAGAAAGUAACCAAUGUGCAGAUUCUAGUGUUGUUUGGCAUCCUAUUGGUAAUGGCCCUGGUGAGCUCCGUGGGGGCUCUGUAUUGGAAUGGGUCUCACGGUGGAAAAAACUGGUACAUCAAGAAGAUGGACACAAGCUCAGAUAAUUUUGGAUACAACCUGUUGACAUUCAUCAUCCUGUACAACAAUCUUAUUCCCAUCAGUCUGUUGGUGACUCUAGAGGUUGUGAAAUAUACACAGGCCCUCUUCAUAAACUGGGACACAGAUAUGUAUUAUAUAGAAAAUGACACUCCUGCAAUGGCCAGAACAUCAAACCUUAAUGAAGAGCUUGGGCAGGUAAAAUAUCUAUUUUCUGACAAGACCGGAACUCUGACAUGUAAUAUCAUGAACUUCAAAAAGUGUAGCAUUGCAGGAGUAACCUAUGGGCAUUUCCCAGAGCUGACGAGAGAGCCAUCCUCAGAUGACUUCUCUCGGAUGCCUCCUCCCACCAGUGAUUCUUGUGACUUUAAUGAUCCCCGGCUGUUGAAAAACAUUGAAGAUCACCAUCCUACAGCCCCUUGCAUACAGGAGUUCCUCACCCUGCUGGCUGUGUGCCACACUGUCGUUCCUGAGAAGGAUGGAGAUGAGAUCCUGUACCAGGCCUCCUCCCCAGAUGAAGCUGCAUUGGUGAAAGGAGCCAAGAAGCUGGGUUUCGUCUUCACAGCCAGAACCCCAUACUCUGUCAUCAUAGAGGCGAUGGGACAGGAACAGACAUUUGGGAUUCUUAAUGUCUUGGAAUUUUCCAGUGACAGGAAAAGAAUGUCUGUAAUUGUCCGAACUCCUUCGGGGCAGCUUCGACUCUACUGUAAGGGUGCUGAUAAUGUAAUUUUUGAAAGACUUUCAAAAGAUUCAAAGUACAUGGAGGAAACAUUAUGCCAUCUGGAGUACUUUGCUACAGAAGGAUUGCGGACCCUCUGUGUGGCUUACGCUGACCUCUCCGAGCAUGAGUAUGAGGAAUGGCUGAAAGUCUAUCAGGAAGCCAGCAUCAUCUUGAAAGACCGCGCUCAGAGGCUGGAAGAGUGUUACGAGAUCAUCGAGAAGAAUUUACUGUUACUGGGAGCCACAGCCAUAGAAGACCGCCUUCAGACUGGGGUUCCAGAAACCAUAGCGACUCUGCUGAAGGCAGAAAUUAAGAUAUGGGUUUUGACUGGAGACAAACAGGAAACUGCAAUCAACAUAGGAUAUUCCUGCCGAUUGGUGUCACAAAACAUGGCCCUUAUUCUACUGAAGGAGGAUUCUUUAGAUGCAACUCGGGCAGCCAUCACCCAGCACUGCACAGACCUUGGGAACCUGCUAGGCAAGGAAAAUGACGUGGCUCUCAUCAUAGAUGGUCACACCCUGAAGUACGCGCUGUCCUUUGAGGUCCGCAGAAGUUUCCUGGACCUGGCACUGUCCUGUAAAGCCGUCAUCUGCUGCAGAGUGUCUCCUCUGCAGAAGUCUGAGAUAGUGGACGUGGUGAAGAAGCGGGUGAAGGCUAUUACUCUUGCCAUUGGGGACGGUGCCAAUGACGUCGGGAUGAUCCAGACUGCUCACGUGGGAGUAGGGAUCAGUGGCAAUGAAGGCAUGCAAGCCACCAACAACUCGGAUUAUGCCAUUGCCCAGUUUUCCUACUUGGAGAAGCUCCUCUUGGUUCACGGAGCCUGGAGCUACAACCGGGUGACCAAAUGCAUAUUGUACUGUUUUUAUAAGAACGUGGUCCUCUACAUCAUUGAGCUUUGGUUCGCCUUUGUUAAUGGAUUUUCUGGGCAGAUUUUAUUUGAACGUUGGUGCAUUGGCUUGUACAAUGUGAUUUUCACUGCGUUGCCACCCUUCACGCUGGGAAUCUUUGAGCGGUCUUGCACUCAGGAGAGCAUGCUCAGGUUUCCACAGCUCUACAAAAUCACCCAGAACGCUGAAGGCUUCAACACAAAGGUUUUCUGGGGUCACUGCAUCAACGCCUUGGUCCACUCCCUCAUCCUCUUCUGGUUUCCCAUGAAAGCCCUGGAACAUGAUACUCCCUUGUCCAAUGGUCAUGCUACAGACUAUUUAUUUGUUGGAAAUAUUGUUUACACGUACGUUGUUGUUACAGUUUGUCUGAAAGCUGGUUUGGAGACUACAGCUUGGACUAAAUUCAGUCACUUGGCUGUGUGGGGAAGCAUGCUGAUCUGGCUUGUAUUUUUUGGCGUCUACUCAGUCUUCUGGCCUACCAUCCCCAUUGCACCAGACAUGGAAGGACAGGCAGCUAUGGUCCUGAGUUCUGCACACUUCUGGCUGGGGUUAUUCCUGGUUCCCACUGCAUGCCUGAUGGAAGAUGUGGCAUGGAGAGCCGCCAAGCACACUUACAAGAAGACAUUGCUGGAGGAGGUGCAGGAGCUGGAAACCAAGUCCAGAGUGAUGGGGAAAGCGAUGCUGAAGGACAGUAAUGGAAAGAGGAUGAAUGAACGAGACCGCCUCCUCAAGAGGCUCAGCAGGAAGACUCCCCCGACCCUCUUCCGUGGAGGCUCCAUCCAGCAGUGUGUCUCUCAUGGGUAUGCCUUUUCCCAAGAAGAACACGGAGCUGUUACUCAGGAAGAAAUAGUUCGAGCGUACGACACCACCAAAAAGAAGUCAAAGAAGAAAUAAGCUGCAACUUUUCCUGACUUUGUGGUUCAAGGGAAGAGGUGGUGUUUGUUGUAUCCAAUGUUAACUCUUCUUUGUCGGAAGAAACUGGUGUCUGCAGCCAAAACAACUCAAAAACACAUUUCUGUGGCCUUAGCCGACCAGUUUGUUAGUUACAUAUUCCUUUGCAAGCCCGGAGCAC
Messenger RNA from Octodon degus (degu), 3962 nucleotides. It is a transcript of the gene Atp8a2, whose product is annotated as ATPase phospholipid transporting 8A2. The transcript has 37 exons. Gene Ontology annotation, molecular function: ATPase-coupled intramembrane lipid carrier activity; ATP hydrolysis activity; magnesium ion binding. Lineage: Eukaryota; Metazoa; Chordata; Mammalia; Rodentia; Octodontidae. The record is from RefSeq and is a predicted model, not a curated record. The coding region runs from base 338 to 3784 and encodes 1148 amino acids. Gene Ontology annotation, biological process: neuron development; phospholipid translocation. Gene Ontology annotation, cellular component: plasma membrane.